GUUGCUCUCUUUUCCUGCAUUGCAAAAAAGUGUGAUCCAGAAGUGAAGUUAUCUCCUGAAGUUCAGCAGAACAAGCAAAAGGGACUCAGUGCAGAAUCAGACCUCAUGGAUUAAGUGGUAGGUGCAGAGACUUGUGAGUGACUUGUUCUGUCCUGCACACAGAUGUUUUCAUAAAGUGAAUUGUGGUCAAAGUGGGCACAAGCUUCUCUUGACCCUCUUCGCACAGAGAGAACACACUUUGAUACAGUUGAAGUCAUGAAAGACUUAAAUCUCAGCCAGGGGUUGCUGGUGCUUCUGCUGCUUUGGACUUUGUUAGUUGUUGCUGAUGCAGCCGGUGUUGCGAGUGCAGAACGAGGAGGAGCUGCCAGAAGCCAGAGAAGAGGAGGAGGUGGCGGCAACGGCGGCAGUGGAGGAGGAAGUGCGGAGAAGAAAAGGAGGUUUCACCGCAUCCAACAUGGCCAGUGCAGCUACACCUUCAUCCUGCCGGAAUUGGAUGCCUGCCAGGCCGGAGGACCUCGCGGCGGGUCGAGUGUCGUGCAGAGAGACUCGCCGCCAGUAGACAGUGGAUGGUCAGCUCAGAAACUGCAGCACCUGGAGAGCACAAUGGAGAACAACACGCAGUGGUUGCAGAAGCUGGAGAACAUCAUUAAGAAGAGCAUGAAGCCAGACAUCGCUAACAUACCGUCACACGUCGUUCACAACCAAACGGCCACCAUGCUGGAGAUCGGAACAAACCUCCUCACGCACACAGCGGAGCAGACGCGCAAACUCAACGUGGUCGAAGCCAAGGUGCUGAACCACACGUCUCGAAUAGAGAUCCAGCUUCUGGAGAAUUCUCUGUCCACCAACAAGCUGGAGAAAGAGCUGUUACUGCAGACCUCCGAGAUCAGUCGGCUACAAGACAAGAACAGUCGUUUGGAGCGUAAAGUUCAGAUGCUGGAGUCUCAGCAAAAAGGAGAGCUGAAGGACAUGAGGGAGGAGAAGAACAGACUGCAGUCUGUCAUCAGGACUCAGAUGACGGCCAUCGAGUCUUUGGAGAGGCAGCUGAGAGUCGCCAGCAGCAACAACACCGCUCUGCAGAGGCAGCAGGCUCACCUGAUGGACUCUGUCCACACGCUCAUCAACAUGGUGGCUACUACUACAGGUACACACACACACACAGAAGAAGCCAUGUGCAUGUUUGGACAAGUCAAUCUAAAAAUCAGAAUGUGGAGAGACUGUGCAGAGGCUUACAAGGCCGGACACUCCGUCAGUGGUCUGUAUCACAUCUACAUCAGCAACAGGACUGAACCUGUGCAGGUGUACUGUGACAUGGAGACGAGUGGUGGAGGCUGGACGGUGUUCCAGCGUCGAUUUAACGGCAGCGUGGACUUCCAGAGGAGCUGGAGGGAAUAUAAAAUGGGUUUCGGGGACGUGUUAGGAGAGCACUGGCUGGGUAAUGAAGCCUUGUACCUGCUGACCGCUCAGGGUCAGUACUCGCUGAGAGUGGAGCUGAGGGACUGGGAGGGAAGCCCCGCCUACUCCCAGUACGACCGAUUUACACUGGCCAAUGAGAAACAGCAGUACAGGUUGUAUCUGAGAGGUUACAGCGGUACAGCAGGGAGGCAGAGCAGCCUGGUCACCCAUGGGGCCGGUUUCAGCACCCGAGACCAGGACAACGACAACUGUGACCACUGCAAAUGUGCCCUGAUGCUCACUGGAGGUUGGUGGUUUGAUGCUUGUGGUUUCUCCAACCUAAACGGUAUUUACUACUCUGUUGGCCACAACAUCAGGAAGCUGAACGGCAUCAAGUGGCACCACUUCCGAGGCCCCAGCUACUCCUUGCGCUCCACCUCCAUGAUGGUACGACCCUAUGACUUCUAACAACAUCCCGUCCACCUCCAUGAUGGUACGACCCACAGGCUUAUAACCCUCCGGUAUCAUGACGGUACAACCCUGUGGCUCCCAACAUCCCUUCAAAAUGCCUUCCUGAUGAUGUGUUACACCCCUCGGCUCCCGCAACAUGAUGGAAUGACCCGACAGCUUUGACCAACGCCUGGUGGCUCCACCAUGGUACAACCCUGACUACAGCCAUAAUGUUAAAACCCAUGCGAGUCAUGAGCACCCCUCUGCCCCACGUUCAUCCUUUUGGAAGUCUUGGAGGAUUUCACUACCAACCUUGGAUCCACAAGGGUCUAGAAAACAACUUGCAAACAUGCAAAAUUGCUAGUCUGGCACUUCUGGAGAAAAGUUCAGUGUCUGAUCGAAUCGCCAACCCCACUGACCCACUGUACCCCCUCAGCCACAGCUGUUGUGAUGUUCCAAACUGCCACACUAGAAGGAGAAGUAAAAGACCGGCCAUCAUAGAGAGGAUGGAGAUAAUUGUUUAAGUAUGGGGAUAACGGCACACAUUUUCAGGCACUCUCUCUUGAAAGACAUUCAUUGUGUUGCGCUUGUUUGUACAUACAAAGAAAUAACAAAAACAGAAUGACGAAAGAGAUCUUGAGAGAGAGGUUCAAGGCCAAAUCAGCCGGCCAAUCCCUGCAUCAAGUCACUGUGAAUGUCGGCUUCACAAAGUCAAAGAAAAUUGACGGAUGCAACUGCCCAAGUCCGAUGUCGGAGAGGUGUCGGGGGCUGGGGUUUCUGAAGCUGUUUAACAAUCCAUCAAGCACCUCUGAUAGGGAAUACUGGCAGCUCCAUCUCUUGGA
Micropterus dolomieu (smallmouth bass) is the source of this 2687-nucleotide messenger RNA. RefSeq names its product angiopoietin 4 (gene angpt4). NCBI's taxonomy places the organism in Eukaryota, Metazoa, Chordata, Actinopteri, Centrarchiformes, Centrarchidae. The record is from RefSeq and is a predicted model, not a curated record. Bases 256 to 1863 code for a protein of 535 amino acids. The transcript is spliced from 10 exons.